Molecule: messenger RNA, 771 nt
Organism: Prorocentrum cordatum
Lineage: Eukaryota; Dinophyceae; Prorocentrales; Prorocentraceae
Source: the annotation of a GenBank genome assembly
GAAGUCUCAGGCGGGAGCCGUUGUUGUGGAAGUCUGGGGGCCAGGGGCGCAGUUUGAGCAGGAAGACCUUCCCUGAUAAAGACAGGGUGCGAGCCCCCCUCCGAAGCCAUUUUGGCCCAAGCGAGCAGCAAAGCUCUCGCGGGUCAGGGCAGGCCGCUCUUCCCUUCUUCAGGCCUGAGCGUCAUCGGAAGCCAUGAGGCUGUCUCUGCCGCUGCUGGGCGUGCCCGUGCCCAAGAAGAGGGUGUCCCGGUUUAUGACCCGGCGCCGCCAUCUCUUGCAGUUCAUUGAUCAUUACAGGUUCCUGUUCAGGGCUCGUCGGGAACACCUUGAUCGCAGGCGAUUGCAGGAGCCGAUGUACGUGGAGGACUACGUGUCUCCUACCUUCCGGUUUCCCGGGUUCUGGCCAGAGUCGUUCGGAUACCAGAAGGGCCGGUCACUGUCGGACAAGAUGCUGGACCCCCCUGCGCCUGGUGCUGGUGGCCGCAAGUCUGACUGAUUGGUGGGCGCAUCGUGCGCUUUCUAGUGAGCCUGUCUAGCACACCACUGCGCCAUUUCCGAAAUUGGCCUCUCAUCAAUCGCAUCAUGCCACCAUUCUCGUCCCGUCUCUGCUGACCCCCCCCCUCCCUCGGCGCGUACCCGUGCCGGCGUGCACGCCGCAGGCCUCCCCCGCGCGCGCGCGACUCGAGCGGCUGCUGCUGGGCGUUCACGGGUCGGAGGAUGCCCAGGAGCUGCACGCCAUGAUCAGACAAACGCAGCGCGUGGCACGCGAAG